UAGUUUUCAUGUACGGUAAUACUUGUCGUAAAUCAGUUGGUUAGCUUGUAUAUUUAUUGUUUUCUUUUGAUUCUACAAUGUGGAUUAAUAAAUAAAUAAAAAAUCAUUCUCGCGGAAAUAAAAUCAAGAUUUCAACCCUAGUGUUUAAACUAUCACAAUAUCAAUACUGUUUUGAAGAUGGAGACCUCUAACAACACAGACGCCGUCAACCUUGGUGUUGGUGAAGUGGAAGCAGAAAUCGGAGAGGAACUCAAACAGUUAGAGGAAGGUAAAGAUUAUGAUACACGCAGUGAAGUAUCUAGUUCUUCAUCAAGUGGAUCAAGUUCACCAAGCAUAAGUUCUGCCAGCACUAAAUCCAAGGAAAGUCGUGUGAUCCGCAAACGUUCCAAGUCCAAAAGUCGUUCGCCUGUAGGAAGAAAGCGCAAGUGUGUCCGUAGCACAACAAAUGUGAAAACCUACGAUUAUAUGACAAAAUUGAACUACUUGUUUCGAGACACACGAUUUUUCCUGAUAAAAUCGAAUAAUGCAGAAAACAUAACACUUUCAAAAGCAAGAGGAGUGUGGUCCACUUUACCACAAAAUGAAGCCAAUUUGAAUCAAGCAUACAGAGAGUCUCGCAAUGUAUUGCUAAUAUUUUCGGUCAAAGAGAGUGGGAAAUUUGCUGGUUUUGCUCGGUUAGGAAGUGAAUCACGACGAGAUGUACCACCAAUAUCAUGGGUGCUACCCCCAGGCCUUUCAGCCAAAGUACUUGAUGGAGUUUUCAAAGUUGACUGGAUUUGUCGAAAAGAAUUGUCAUUUAAUAGUACCUUGCAUCUUUACAACCCAUGGAAUGAAGGUAAGCCCGUCAAAAUUGGAAGAGAUGGGCAAGAAAUAGAACCAAAAGUUGCAGAAGAGCUAUGUAGGCUGUUUUCGGAAGAUGAAGGUAUUGAAAUGACUCCUAUUUUACGGAAGUCUAAAGAGGCAUCAAAAAAAUCAUAUGUUAAAAGUGGAGGUAACUAUCGAACAUAUCGUGCCCCAUUGGCUUUUAGAGGCUCAUCAUUUCGACAUAGAUUAGGUCCAAGAAAUAGGAGAAAGAUAUACCAACCACCCAGAAAUCGAGUUACAGGCCCUUAUAAAAGAAGGUCACCUUCUCCAUAUUUACGGGAUCGCUUUCCAAUGUGGUUUGGACGUAAUCGUGAAAGUUACAAUAAUACAAGUUCAGCAGCUGCAGAAGCCUAUGUAGCAGAGUAUAUGCGAUCCAUGCAUCAUCAAUUGCCUCCGUUACCAUAUGUUGCUCCUCCAGGUUUCAGUGGAGCUCUGACACCAUAUGACGGUAUACCACCACCACCUCCACCCCCACCUCCACCUCGCUACUAUGACCUUGCUGAAUAUCCUCGUUCUGUUCUUCUUUAUGAUAAAAGAUCUUAUGAACGGUCAGUAGAUGAAUUUUUAUGGCGAACUGCUGAUCGAUCUCGGGGGCGAAGUCGUGAACGUGAAUCAAGCAGGUCUUAUCGUGAUCGACGCUAAGUUUUUUAACGUCCAUGUAUUGAUCUAUUUUAUUAUUACUAAAUAAAAAGUUGUGCUAGAACUGUGAACUUUUUUCAUGAAUAAGUGUUGUGAACUUUUAUACACGGACAACCAUUUGCUUUGAACAUUUUUUUUAAAUGGGUUCGAAGUGAGAAUAUUGAAGUGAUUUUGAAAUUAUUAUUUUGAUGGGUCUUUGAAUGUGCUGUGUUUAUUUAACUGGCCAAAAGACAAUUUACUUAAAUGGACAUGUGUGAUUUUUUUCAGGUCAUACAUGAUAAUGUAGGUUAACUCCAUCAUAUUAGAAUUUUAAUAGCAACUGAAGAGUUGCAAAAAGUAUCUGUGAUAUCUGUAUUAAAAAUAAUUUUAGAUACAAUUUACUCAAUGAAAACCAAAGAAAUAAAUCGUUUUUGAACUUUAAUUAAACUACAUUUUAUAAUGAAGUCCAAUAGGUUAACAAUCAUGAAUAUACCCAUAGUUUCCAUUGAUCAAUUAGAUAUGUUUUAUUUUGUUGUUAAUACUGUACUGUAAAAAAUGACAAAGACUUGGCCAUUGGGAUCCAAGACUACAUAAAGUGCAUCUAUCUGAUGAUCAUUUCUAUAUGAAUGGUAAUAAUUAGACAAUCAUUAUGCAAGUGUAACAUUUUUAUAUGCACACAGGUGCAUUAUGUUUGCAGUGCAUGUAUGUAUUGAAUUAUUAAACCACGAAAUUGAUAUGUGAAGUGCUUACCACAUAAAAGGUUUUUAGACAGAAGCUAAUGUUAUAAAUGAUUUUAUAUUUGUUAUGUACUGUCAAUUGAUUUAAUAUUUAAUACUUCUACAUUGAUAACUAAUUGACAUUUAAAAUAUUUUAAAAGCGCGAGAUUGCAAAGCAAGACCAGCAAAAAAACAAGUCCCUAUAUGUGUAAAUAUUAAUGAUGCGCAAAAUGUAUGCAUAUAUCUUUAGAGCGAAAUAAUAUGUAUCUAUCACUCAUUUAGCUCACUAACUCAGUGAUCCAAUUCAAUUGAUUGGUCUCUCAAUUAAAUCAUUUCUUCAUCUUGAUCAUUUAGUUCAGUAUACAUAUAUCACUCACUUUGUAUUGGAAUAUUUACAAUGUUCAGUUCAGUUUGUAACUGUCAGGGCCUAUAUAUUAUAUACACUUACUAAUACACAAUAUAGUUUAUUUACACUCUUUUAUGAUUAAACAUUGAAUAUUUACAACAUGCAGCUUACCAUAGAACUAAACACUUUAAGAAACUUUUUUAAAUAUAUUUUUUUAUAUAGCAUCGCAUUAUUCCAACAAUUAACUUCGCAAAUUAAUGGCUACCUUUUUAUGUAAGACUAGAGCAAAUAUAAAUUUAGUUUUAAACAUACAUGAGUUAUGUUAAGCUUUGCCCCUAUAGAAAUAAUGUACAUUUUUCCUUGACAAUCUAAUAUAUCGAAACGAAAUUAGCGGGAAGUGAACGGUCAUUUUCGUCAGCCGGCCACACAAAUUCACACAAUACAUCUAUCUCACUCAUUCUUUUUUCUUUCAUUCGCUCAUCAAUUCACGAUACAUUCAUAAGACAAAUGAGUUAAAGUAGAAUUAUUUUGUCCGUGCAGUAUGGGUUAUAAAACAUAGCCCGGCUAGGGC
Molecule: messenger RNA, 3115 nt
Organism: Bombyx mandarina (wild silkworm)
Lineage: Eukaryota; Metazoa; Arthropoda; Insecta; Lepidoptera; Bombycidae
Gene: Ythdc1
Product: YTH domain containing 1
Biological process (GO): regulation of alternative mRNA splicing, via spliceosome; mRNA splicing, via spliceosome
Cellular component (GO): nucleoplasm
Molecular function (GO): N6-methyladenosine-containing RNA reader activity; mRNA binding
Source: RefSeq, a predicted model, not a curated record